UGUUAACAUUUCCACCAUCAAAUGGCCGUAUAGACAGCGUUCUUUUGCCUCUCCCUGAUGAACUAAAAAGAAAACCGACUCAAAAAAAAAAGAAAAUUUUCAAAACAAAUCUAUGUUGUUUUGGGAUGUAAAAGAAAUUAAUUAUAUAGUAUCUCCCUAAUCUUUUUAUUAUUUGUGUAUUGUUUUGUAAUAAUUGUGUUUAAUAAUAAAUAAUUUCUAUAUAUUUUUUAUUAUACAAAGAUAUCCAAUAUAUCUUGAAAUGGCUAACGAUAGAGAAGUACUACGUGAGAUUUGGGAUGGAAAACUGCCCAUUUGUUUUCAAUUAGAUCAAGAAGAACUAAUGGAAAUUCAACAGCCUGAUCCGUUUUAUGUUAUGGUGCCAAGAUUAAGCUACUUUCCUCUCGUUACUGACAAGAUGAAAAGACAUUUUCUACGCUUCAUUUCCCAAGAGAAUGCAGAUAAUGAAAUGUGGCUAGAUUACAAUGGGCAACCACUGAAAUGGCACUAUCCUAUAGGAUUUUUAUAUGAUCUCUAUUGUGGUAAUGAUCCGCAGCUGCCCUGGAUGUUGACAGUACACUUCACAAAGUUCCCUGAAGAUAUUCUUCUACAUUGUCCUAACAAAGAUGUAGUUGAAGCACAUUAUAUGUCUACAGUAAAAGAGGCUGAUGUACUGAAACAUAGAGGUCAGGUCAUGUCUACAAUGCAAAAGAAAGAUCAUAACCAAUUAUGGUUGGGUUUGCAAAAUGACAAAUUUGAUCAAUUUUGGGCUAUAAACAGAAGGUUAAUGGAGUCUCAUGGUGACAAUGAAGGUUUUAAACACAUUCCAAUAAGAAUAUAUGUAGAUGAUGGUACUUGUGAUCAACGUCUUAUCAAUCCAAAGAAUACUGAUGGUAGUAGAAAAGCUGUGCAACAAAUGAUCACAGAACUUUAUCCAGAGAGAAUAGAUGUUAAAUUAAAAACCCAUGGAAUUGUGAUACCUUUGGAUACACCACUUCAAUGGCUUUCAGAACACAUGAGUUACCCUGACAAUUUCCUGCAUUUGUGUUUAUGUUGAAAUAUUGUUUUAUGAUUUUUGUAUAUUUUGGAUUAGUUGUAAAAAUAGUGUAUAAGUAUAUAUAAUAAUUUAUCCUCUUAAUAUGUUAUUAUACUCUUACAUUAUACCAAA
Achroia grisella is the source of this 1165-nucleotide messenger RNA. RefSeq names its product autophagy protein 5 (gene Atg5). Gene Ontology annotation, cellular component: phagophore assembly site membrane; cytoplasm; Atg12-Atg5-Atg16 complex. The coding region runs from base 260 to 1054 and encodes 264 amino acids. The transcript has 5 exons. NCBI's taxonomy places the organism in Eukaryota, Metazoa, Arthropoda, Insecta, Lepidoptera, Pyralidae. Gene Ontology annotation, biological process: autophagy of mitochondrion; autophagosome assembly; nucleophagy. The record is from RefSeq and is a predicted model, not a curated record.